Molecule: messenger RNA, 531 nt
Organism: Knipowitschia caucasica
Lineage: Eukaryota; Metazoa; Chordata; Actinopteri; Gobiiformes; Gobiidae
Source: the annotation of a GenBank genome assembly
AUGGACAAGCUGCGUCGAGUGCUCAGCGGGCAAGAGGAAAAUGAGGAGCUGGGUCUCACUACGGUCCUGGAUUCCAGCACACUCAGCUACAGCACCAGGAUCAAAUGGUUCAUCAUAUGUUUUGCUGGAGGCAUCUUGUGUUCAAUUCUGGGCUCAGCUCUCCUGUUCCUUCCAGGUGGAAUUAAGCUCUUUGCAGUUUUUUACACAUUAGGGAACGUCAUGGCUCUCUCCAGCACAUGUUUUCUAAUGGGACCUCUGAAACAACUGAAGCGCAUGUUUGAGCCCACGAGGCUGAUAGCAACUAUUGUGAUGCUGCUUUGUCUGGCCUUAACACUUUGUGCAGUGUUUUGGUGGCAUAAAAAAGGACUUGCUAUCAUCUUCUGUAUUCUGCAGUUUUUGGCAAUGACAUGGUAUAGCAUCUCAUACAUACCAUUUGCCAGGGACGCAGUGGUAAAGUGCUUCACUACAUGCAUGCAGAGUAGUCCUGCUUGGUUGCGCACUCGUGAACAUACUGAUUUAGACGUGACCUAA